AACUCAAAGGCUCGGAUCACGACUCAAAGUUUCAUUCCUGCAACUGCAGUGUAUGCAAAAUACAACCUCAAACAAGGCGCAAUACAAGAGUUAGAUUGUAUGGAGAUUUAGCAAAACAAACAACAUCAAGCUCUGAAUGUUCUGCUUUCCAUCUCCCUCUUCAAAAGAGACAAACUUCCUCAACCACCGACGAUUUCUGCAGCAGAUCAUCCGUCACAUCUUUUCGACUUCAAUCCAGCGUCUCCUCCUUCUCUUACCAUCAUCGACAUCACCACAGCUCCUACCUAUCAUCCUCCGAAGAGGCAUCCAGAUCUCACACGGACUAUCAUCAGUCAUUCGACGCUGUUCAUGCAGAAUCCAUUCAGAAUCGAACUAAUUACGGAUCUUCUUCCAGCCACGUUGUGCAACCUGUGCCACAUUAUCUACCCAUCAACCUGAAGGCAUUCUCUCAAAGGAUGCUCUACGGAUACCCAAUGCUCAACAAACCACAGUACCCUAUGCCCAUAACAACGAGACCGACUCACUGAACUAAAAGUUUAAAAAAAAAAUCUAUAUAUGACACUUGCACUGAUGAUAGCUUUGGACCAACAAAAUGAACCAAACUAUAAAAUCGAAAUUUUUGCGGAGAUGAGCUGCAAUAUACAGGGUUAUCUCUAAAUAAAACUUUUGCCGUAUAUUUUCAUAAUUAUCUUAGAAAAUGAAUACUUAUAUAUAUAUUAGGCAUCACAAAAUUUUUUAAAAUAAGCAGUGUAAAGUUAAUGGAAAUAAUAAUAAUAGAACAUGAAUCAACUUCUAUCCAUAUAAACGAAACUUUCUA
This is a messenger RNA of Parasteatoda tepidariorum (common house spider), 817 nucleotides long. RefSeq lists its product as uncharacterized. NCBI's taxonomy places the organism in Eukaryota, Metazoa, Arthropoda, Arachnida, Araneae, Theridiidae. The record is from RefSeq and is a predicted model, not a curated record.